AUGGAAAAGACCGAGAAAGCCGUCGACGAAGUCGCCACGAGCCUCAGCGAUGGCGAUCAGCAAGUUCCAGUUCACAUCGAUCCAGCGGUCGAGAAGAGGAUAGUUCGCAAGAUUGACCGGGUUGUCUUGCCACUCAUGUGCACGGCCGUUGCUUACGCCGCCGUCUUCGGCUUGAGGGAGGCCCUCCACCUCACCAGCAAUGAAUUCAUGGGUCGUCAGUUUCUACUUGGGCAACUUGGCUGGGAGUACAUCUUCAUCUACAUCAUGAUCCGCUUUUUACUGGGUACCUGCGAAGGAGCUGUGUCGCCGGCCUUUGUGAUUAUCAAGCAGCUGGUACAAGAAACAGGAGCACCUCAUCCGAGUCGCGCCGGCAACAUUGGUGUCGCGGUUAUCUCCGCGAGCAAUAAUUUGGGGGUUGUCAUCUCUCCUGACGCUUACAAGCAGCAUCUCACCCGUCAUGGUCGUGCUGGCCGUUCGGUGCCGUCUCGCUGCGUUUGGCUAGAUUGA
Molecule: messenger RNA, 507 nt
Organism: Aspergillus mulundensis
Lineage: Eukaryota; Fungi; Ascomycota; Eurotiomycetes; Eurotiales; Aspergillaceae
Exons: 4
Coding region: 1-507 (168 amino acids)
Source: RefSeq, a predicted model, not a curated record